Cornus florida is the source of this 342-nucleotide messenger RNA. RefSeq lists its product as uncharacterized. NCBI's taxonomy places the organism in Eukaryota, Viridiplantae, Streptophyta, Magnoliopsida, Cornales, Cornaceae. Bases 1 to 342 code for a protein of 113 amino acids. The transcript has a single exon. The record is from RefSeq and is a predicted model, not a curated record.
AUGACCAUUGCACGUGGUAAGAAAUCUGGCACUCUCUACACAACUACCAGUGCUUGUGGGUCUAUAGCAAUUGCAGAAAACAGAGAAGAUCACAACCUUUGGCACCAAAGAUUGGGUCACAUGAGUGAAAGGGGGCUCAAGAUUAUGCACUCAAAGGGGAAACUACCAGGUAUACGGGCAAUUGAUAUUGACUUCUGUGAGAGUUGCGUAAUGGGGAAGCAGAAGAGGGUCAAUUUCAAGAAGAGUGGCAGAGAUCUCAUAAAGGAGAAACUUGAGCUAAUUCACACAGAUGUCUGGGGGCCAGCCCUGUCUUAUCCAUUGGCGAAAAAUCCUACUUCGUGA